Molecule: messenger RNA, 6022 nt
Organism: Brienomyrus brachyistius
Lineage: Eukaryota; Metazoa; Chordata; Actinopteri; Osteoglossiformes; Mormyridae
Product: ataxin-1
Exons: 4
Coding region: 3108-5009 (633 amino acids)
Biological process (GO): nervous system development; negative regulation of transcription by RNA polymerase II
Cellular component (GO): nucleus
Molecular function (GO): protein binding; RNA binding
Source: RefSeq, a predicted model, not a curated record
GUGGGAGAGAGAGAAGGAGAGAGCGAGAGAGAAGGAGAGAGAGACAGCAGCAGCCUCAGAGGGCGAGCAAGUUUGAACACGAGAGUGGAGAGAGAGAGACCAGUCACAGAAAGAGAUAGCAAGAGAGGCAAGGCAAGCAGUAUCAAAGCUGGAUGUUCAAAUUUGCAUCGCCGGUGCCCGUUCAGCUAAAGACACGACUCUUUACUCAUCUAGAGAGGACAACUAGAGAGCCAGGUGGCGUACGUGUGCUGGUGGGAGCGGGCAGCCAUGCGCGUAGGGGGCCCCGUGCGCCGGAGGACGAGACGGCACGGCGUACGGGUGUGAGCGCACACCGUGCCUCUCGCGGUGAGUAAUGGUGAGUGGGCGGCAGGAGCAAAUGGUCUCGCUGAGUGGCACUGCGGAGCUGAUAUUCUCCUCAUCGCUGCCUGUUACUCAUUUCCUUGGAAGCGGUUGUACAGUCACGGACCGGCAGAGGUACAGACGGCCGCAUCAUGCUCACGGCCUCUCUCUGUCUGUCGUAUUCCUCAUCACCUCCUCUCUGGGAGCGGCACUGAGGAAGUCUCUCUCCGUGACAGAGCCUCCUGCCCUGGCACUGCCGCACUGUUGACUGCGAUAUUUCAGGCCGUGCUGUUUUCUGCUGUUUGUUUUAGUGACACGCUUAGCUUUCUGACUGCUAUUGUAGUACCUAAUGCCAAGGUCAUUUACUGCAAGCUGAUGCGAUGCAGCGCUCCGCACCGGGGGAAACCUUAUAUUUCCACCAACUCUGAAUCAGUCACGAACAACAGAAACCUGCAUACCUUUAAGGAAGGAAGAGAUCUGGUGACCGAUCGAGUUUUAGAUCGAGUGUCAAAAAAAGAUGCCCGGUAUCUUUGUAUGUUUGCACUGGAUGCAUGUAAACAAGAUGGAUUCACAACAGUGAACGUCCGUGCAGGAAAUACGACGUACCGUCAGGGAAUUUUAAAUUAUAUGGACACGUUUUGAACGAAAUCUCUGCAACAAGCAUGAAUGCAAAACUUCUUAACUGAACAGCAGAUUUAGCUGCAAAAAAUAGAAGUUUUUUUCCCCCUUAGAACUGUUAUUCAUUUUAACUGAGUGAAAAAUCACAGGAUGUGACAGGACACACGCCCUUUAGAUUCAUUCUCAAGUUUUUCUGGAUGCUCUGCGCUGUUGGGCAAAUCGAAAUAACUUCCCAAACAAUCCAAUUCAGCUCCACAGUGGCUUUUGCUUAAUGUAGAAUGUGUGAGGGGGUGUGAAAGAGGCAGUGCUGUGCCUUAGACUGCCUGUCAGGAAAUGGUGCAUCUUCCCAUACCUAGAAAUAUCCCGGCCGAGUGAAGCUGUUCCCUGGGUUGCCUAGAAUGUCGUGUCAGCUGAAAUGCCGGGGGGGGCUGUUUCAUGUUGCUGUCCUCAUAGCCGAACGAUACACACCUAAGAAUUCAGUGGCAGCUGCGUAACUGCCUGCGUGUGGAUGAGGCCCCAGAGUUCCUCCGCUUCCAUGUGAAGGAGGCUCACAUAUGUACUUUAUCUGGAAGAGGGUUUACAGUGGUGGGCAGUGGUGAGAGAAUCUGCCAGAUGUCACUGCUGCAGCAACUCCAAAAGCUUUCUAAGUCGUAUUCAGAAGGUUUUUUUGGUCCUCAAAUUCAAUAUAAAUGUUCAUGUACCAUACUGAAACUGUGACAUAAGGUUUCGGUCGUAUUUUUAACAUUUUAGUUUUUAGUUUUCAUUGUACAGAUUAUAUAAUCCGUACAUACAAUCUGGCAUCUGAUCGUCUUACCAUAGAUUAUAAGAUCAUUUACAGAUCAUUUUAAAUGCAGAUUCUCCUCCUCAGAGACUGUAUAUAGCUCAAUAUAUUUCUCGUAAAUCUUAAGCAUCAUGCUUAAAAAUGAAGUUUUCGCGAAACAUUUUGAUAUAAACAAAACACAAACUUUAAUGUAGUUACCCGCCUGUCAUUCUGUGUUCAUGAAUCAGCUGGUCGCUGAAGCACCCCCUUCAAGUUCUCUGAGACUUUACUGGUGCCUAUUAUCAGAGCUUAUGACUAAUGUGGGUUUUCACUGUUCUUUAUAUAUGUACUUUUACUGACGAGCAUUUUAACGAAGAUAGGCCAAGCACUUCUAAGGAUUAAUACUCUGAGAAGGAAUCUUGCAUUUAACACAAACACUAAAAUGAUCAUGGACUGGAUUCAUUUUGAGGAAAUGAUCUUUUAAUGCGUGAUUGAUUAAAACCCACGUUUGCUUGCGUUCAGUUCUCAAUCGUAACACAGGACACUGGGGUGUUUCAGAAGAGGUAAUCCCCCCUUGAUGUUCAGAGAUCGAACGUGUACCUUUUAUCCAUAUACUGGUUGUCAGAAACAAGUAACUCCUCCAAUCAGAAGCUCCUUCCACUCCUCCAAUUACAGGUAUGCUGCGCUUCGGCCCCCAUGCAGGGCAUUCCCACCUUUCUGGGGGACACGCAGGAAACGAUUAAAGCUGACUGGCCUGUUGCAGGGAUUUUCAGGACAGUGAGCGACUAGUUUCAAGGGGAUUUGGUUUGGAUGUGCUGAUGCCUGGAUGCACCUGCAGACAUUAGGCAUUUUACAAGGACAGAAUGGGAAUUACGUCCCUCUCUAAAACCAAGAACUACUUUGUAACAUAAAGUAUUUCAUGGAUUUCUUGUUGACGUUUCCACUGCGUGCAGUGAGCUCCCCUUCCCUAGCAUAUCCCUGCGUAACCCUCAUGGCUGUAUAUAUAUAAGUACUUUGUUUCCAUAGUAACCUUCACUUAGUGAGACUGUAAGAGUUGCUGGAGUUCAGACUGGGCAGACAGCCGUCUCCGGCAGAGAAAAGACCAGAUGUGCCUUCAGCGGCACAGUCACAUCAAAGAGGCAAAUUUGGUGCAUUGAAGAAAUUGGAAGGACUCCUCCGUGCCGAGACCCGCAUUUGUGCCUCUGGGUAAUCCCUUGCCGAUGCGCUCCUGCUAGGUUAGGAGCCGGUCGGACAGGAGCGCCUUGGCCCCACCGCGUGAUGCUGAGCCACGGAGCGGUGCCCCCACCGAGCCUCUCCUUCUCCCAGGAGGCUCAUGUGACAUAGUCGUGGCACAACCCGGGGGAGUGCUCACGUCUGCCGGCACACACUGAUGAAUUCCAUUCCCGACCGCGCCAAAGAGUGCCUCCCUCCCAAGAAGAGGGAGUCCAGACAGAACUUAUGCGAGCAGCGCCCUCCGGACGAAUUUAAGUCUCCCGCACCCCUCAGGAGCCGGCCCGUGGGGGCCAGGCAGACAGAGCCCCAGGGGUAUUCAAAAGGGCCCCUCUCCAGUCCUCAUUAUGGCAAAGUGCUCCUUCAUGCACCGCCCCCGGCUCCGCCCCCAGACAAGUUCCCCAUGCCGUGGCCCCUGCCCAGCCCCACGCCUCUGCCCUUCCACUUCUUCCCCAACCAGACGGGUGAGCGCUGCGGCUCCAAGCUGCACUCAUGGCGAGAGCAGUGCUCCCCGGGCACGGACCCCCUUGACGGCAGCCUGCACCACUCGCGGUGGCCACGCAGCGAGCCGGCGCUCUCCCUGCAUCACCCUGCUGUCUCCACCCCCUACAAGAGCCACCAUCCCCAGGACUCUAGGGACAUGUGGCCCUACUGCAACAUGGACAAGUUCAACCUCAAGCAGCACUACUCCCGACACUUACCGUACGCAGACCCCCACCUGGAAGGGAGGCGGGCCUUCAUGGUGAGGAAGCACAAUGGCUUGGAUGCCGCGGGCGGCAGGAGCGCGCCGGCUCUGAGACUACCGGCCGCGGGCAACUAUCCCUACGACAGCAAGAUCAAGCAGGAUGACUCUCACACCAACGGGAAGAGGAGGUACCCAGAGGACCACAGGCCCUUCAGCCGGGCCGUGGCUAAGGACGGUCGGGCGGCCGACAUGCCUGGUGGACGUUGCUCACCGCAGGACAAGGACUCCUGCGCGACGCCGAAAACGUCUGCUAACACCUUGGAUAAAAGCGCCUUCCCUGGUCUACCUCUGAGGGCCCCCUCUCGGGAAAACUUCGACCUGGCAGGCCCCCCCGGUGCGGCCCAGAUUUACUAUGCCCUGGGACCCAUGCAGGCCAGCCUGAUGCCGUCCCCACUCGCCCCCCCCCUGCAGAGUCCCCUGGCCCAGGCCUCCCCCAUCCCAUUCUACGGCCUCCCUCACAGGGAGCCCCACAGCCUGAGGAGCUCACGGCUCUCACCGCUUGUGGAGAACCAGUCGCUGGAAGGGUUCCCUGCAGCUCAGUACAACAGCCACAGGUCAGAUCGAGGCCAGCCCCAGCCAGGGCCGCCAUGCCCGCGCUCGGCCUCUGGGGGGCACCGGUCACACGCUGAUCCAGCCGCUCUGCAGAGCACUCCAUCGCCCGGGUCCUCCCUGGCGCCUCAGCCGGUGGCGUUCCUACCUCACUUCACCAAGGGGUCGCUGAUCGAGCUCAGUGGCGGGCGGCUGCGGCCCGUGGAACAGCUGCAGACCGAGGACUUCAUGCUCUGCGCCAGCACCAGCCCGGACCUGCACCUGUGCUUCUGCACCGUCAUACUCAUCACCCCCUGCAGCACAAACCCAGGCUUCUACAACCUACAGCUCCUGCUGGCUGACCGCAACACUCAGGAGUUACUCAAAGUCUUAGCCGAAUACCCCUUCUUCGUCCGGGACCGAGGCUGGUCUUCCUGCAGCCCUCAGAGAACUGCGCAGCUGUACGGCCUCUCGUGCCGCCAGCUCAGUGUGGACGACGUCUGCCUGGCCCUCACGCCAGUCCCAUCAGCCCCAGCAUCUGCCUCAGCGUUGCGUGCCAGCAUCCCUGCACCGGAGCUGGCGGACACGACCCAGUGUACGAACACCAAGGAAGGAGCCAAGGCUGGCCAGCAGAGACCUGCGGCGACGCCACCCCCCUCUGCCGGCUCCGGAACCCUCUCGCGACCUCGCCCAGCCUCCCAGGCAUGCGGAGCCGGCUCGAAAGCGGCACUGCUCGGCCCCCGAGCUCAUGCCAGGAUACAGCCCCCGGUAUCUCCCUGUCGUGUCUAAACGUGGAGGGCAGCAGUAGCCGGUAACCGCUUCCUGCACCCCCCCUCCCCCCAAAUGCUGCGGAACACGAUCGUCCGCCGAGCAGCUGGGAGGAGAGAGGAGAACAGCGAAUAUUCAGCGACAGAGCUCCUGCAGCUGGCGAGGUGGCAGGCAUGUGACCGCAGAGCUUUCGCUGCUUCCUGGGAACGCCGAGAAAGCAGACAGUCACUUCUACUUAUCACACAUCACCUGGACAUAUCAGGGAUCAUCGAGGAAGGUAACACAAAAAAAAAAAAAUCUAAUGCACAAGUCAAGACAGACAAUCAGAAUAUGUACUCAGUGUGUUUACUUUGUUUUUGUAACCGUUGUCUCUUGCCUAUUGAAAGUGUUUACUGCAGGAUUUAUAUAUUACAGGUAUUAUAUAAAUGCUAAUUGCUAAAGCUACAAGUCUCGCGACCUCUUUGAUAGUCACUUUCGUUUCUACGCUUCGAGGCAAACUAACAGGCUGAUGUUGGAGGCAGUUAUGGCGAUAGUAUCCCCCGCGCCGGGGGGUCACGCUCCUCGGCUAAGCAUUACCCGCCGGUGUGUUUUGACCUUUUUUUCCCAGUGGGGAAAAAAAAAACACUAACAGAAUUGCGUAAGAGACAAUCCCGGCCCACGCAGAGUCUGACCAGGCUCUCUGGAGCAGCCCCCACACGUUCCUCGGUGUUAACACAGCAUGUGCAGAGUCUUGGUGCUAAUGAUGGAACACAAAGCUUUGUGAGCACUGACCUCCCCCCCCCCCCCACUCCACCCCACCCCCGUGCUUUAUUUGUGUUUGUUUAUAUAUGUUUGAAUGCAGGGAUAACAAAGGAAAGUAUUAUGACUUCUCAUACGGGUAUCUCUUAAUGAUCAAACCACACCCUCUGUUCAUUUAAUUUUUUUUUGAUUGACUGAUUGAAAAGAUUAUUUUGUUGUUAUUUUUUGUAAAUGUAAUAGUCAUACAAUUGUAUAUUUUUAUGGUGGAUCUGUAAUACAAUGUUCCAUAGGUAUAA